AUAAUAGAAUCUUGCAAAGAAGUAAUUAUUAUUAAAAUAUUGUCAGAUAUUAAAUGUAAUAAGUUUUACAGUAUUAUAUUAGACGAAACUACAGAGAUCAUCUCAAAUGGCUCUAAUUUUAAGAUAUAUAUUUGAUGAAAAAAUAAAAGAAGAUUUUGUUUCAUUCAUAAAUUGUCACACAUACUUUUAUAAUAAGCAAAAGUCAAACCAGAAUGAACAAAUCAAUCAUAAUGAAGAAUGUUUAGAAAAUACAGAAAGCAACAUUAUUGAGCCAAAAUAGUAGUUAAUAUUCUAAAAAGUUUAAAUUUAAACUUGAAACACUGUGUUGCAUUCGCAACUGAUGAUUGCUCGGUUAUGACAUCUACGGUUUGUGGUGCUGUUAAAUAUAUUCAAUCAAAUGCAACUCCGAAUGCAGUUUAUAGUCCAUGUGCCAAUCAUUGUUUAAAUUUAUCAAUAUCUAAAUGAUCUAGUGUCAUGGCAAUUAGAGACUCUGUUGGUAUUAUUAAAGAAACUGUUAAAUUUUUUAAUAUGUCAGCCAAAAGAAAUCAUGUUCUUAAAAUAGUAUUUGGUAAAGAAAAACAUUUGAUGAGUUUAUGUGAAACAAGGUGGAUUGAAAGACACGACAACGUUUUGAUAUUUAAGAAUUCUCUACACCAUAUCAUUAAAUCUCUGAACCUUAUAACCGAAUGGCAAGAUAAUGAUUCAUCAGUAAAGGCCUAUUCUCUUUUAAGUUCAUUAACUACAUGUCAAUUUAUAAUAUCAUUAUUUAUACUCUCAGAUUUACUCAACGUCACCUGCAAGUAAACAACUUCAAAGUGUUCAAAAAGACCUACAUUUUGCAGAAGAUUGCUUUAAGAAUAUUAUAAAAAUUAUGGAAAACAGGCGGUCUAACUUUUUUAUAAAUUUUAAAACAAUAUUUAUAGAAAGUAAACAACUUAUGGAAAAAUUGGAUGUGGAACUAAAGUUACCUCGUAUUACUAAGCAUCAAAUACACAGACCAAAUAUAAAUACUUUAUCAGUAGAAGAACACUUUAUAGUUUCUGUUUAUAAUCCACUGUAUGAUCAUGUCCUUGAUGAUUUAAAAGAUAGAUAUUUAAGUAAGAAAAAUGUAACUGUUAAUAAAUUGUUACUUCUUAUACCAAGACUUGUUACUAUUAAAGUGCAUGAUAUGAAUAUAAUUGCUGACAUUGGUAACGAAUACUCGUUUAUUUGCAUAGAGAAACGACAGUUUUCUUCUGAACUUGAUUUGUGGAUUGCAAAAUGGACCAGAGUUAAAAAUGAAGAUUAAAAGAUUGGUUACGAUCAUGAAUGAGCCAAAAUAGAUUGAAUGGUUUAGCUCUAAUUUAUGUUCAUAGGGAAAAGGAAUUGUCAACAGAUAGCAUUAUUGAACGGUUUUCAAGAGUUAAAAAAAGAAACAUUGAAUUUAUAUUGUAAUGUUGCAUUUAUUUUAUAGAUAAACGGUUCAUUUUUGUUAAUACUUGUAUGUUUCUAUUUUAAAGAUGGU
Hydra vulgaris (swiftwater hydra) is the source of this 1504-nucleotide messenger RNA. RefSeq lists its product as uncharacterized. The record is from RefSeq and is a predicted model, not a curated record. NCBI's taxonomy places the organism in Eukaryota, Metazoa, Cnidaria, Hydrozoa, Anthoathecata, Hydridae.